Molecule: messenger RNA, 3858 nt
Organism: Penaeus vannamei (Pacific white shrimp)
Lineage: Eukaryota; Metazoa; Arthropoda; Malacostraca; Decapoda; Penaeidae
Source: RefSeq, a predicted model, not a curated record
AUGUCUAUGAUUGUCAUAUGUGUCAAUCACCUUGCAGAGUUCCCGACCCGAGGCGACAUAUCCCUGGACGUGGCUGCUACGCCGUACGGAGCGGAAUACGACAUCAGCUACGAUGAGCUGAACGGGCCGUGCGCCGACUACCAGCCCGGCGAGGAUGACCUGCAGGCCUUCGACUUCAUCCGCAAGUUCCGGCUGGACGUCCUCGAGCAGAGCUACCCCGGCGUCACCAGCGUCCAGGGCUCCAACGAGAUGCAGAAGGCCUACCGUCUCCAGUCCAGCGCCAACCUUCAGAUUGCAACGAGAGAGAUCUUCCCGCUCGGCCUCCCGCAGGAGUUCUCGCUGAUCUGCACGUACCGCGCGCGGCGACCGCCCCGCAACCGCUGGGACAUCAUCCGCAUCAGCGAUCUGGAGGGGCGGCCGCAGUUCGCCAUCACGCUCAACCCCAAGACCAAGAAUGUCGAGUUCUCCAUCCUCUCCUUCGACGGAACCCUGCAGACGCUCGCCUUCGACUCGGCCAAGGCUGCCUUCGACGAGACAUGGCACAAGCUCCACUUCGGCGUGUUCCGGGACCGCGUGACGCUGUACCUCGACUGCGAGCGCACCACGGAGGUUCCCCUCGACCCCUUCGGCCCCAUCGACAUCAACGGUAACAUUUACAUUGCCAAGCAGCAGAACUCCGCCAGGACUGUGCCGAUCGAGCUGCAGUGGAUGGUGAUGAGCUGCGACCCCGCCCGCCCGGAGAGAGAAACCUGCGGGGAACUGCCGCCGGGCGUGCCCCAGUCAGGCGCAGAGUGUUCCGUGGUGUGUCCGAGAGGUCCUCCUGGCGUAAACGGAACAGAUGGGCUAGACGGGCUGCCUGGCACUCGAGGCGAGAGAGGUCCUCCUGGCUUCCCAGGAAUCGCCGGACCGCCAGGCGAGAACGGCGAGCCCGGAAGCCUCGGAUUCCCCGGACCCCCCGGCCCCCCAGGAGCCCCUGGACGGCAAGGCGAGUUAGGAAACCCUGGUAACACUGGGCCACCAGGACCUCCUGGACCCUCAGGCCUGCCGGGCAUUGUGGGUCCGAUCGGCCCUAAGGGCGACGUCGGCCCCGCUGGCAUCACGGGACUUCCAGGGCCCGCUGGACCCCAAGGAGAGCCUGGGGCUCGCGGUGUUCCCGGCGACGCGGUGCUGGUGACCGGACCCACGGGAGAGCAAGGGCCCCCGGGCUUGCCUGGACCUCCGGGAACCCCCGGCGCAGAUGGCGCAGCAGGACGACCUGGACCGGCAGGAGAACCAGGCGAGCGCGGUGCGGAGGGCCUGCCUGGUAGGCGUGGCUUGAUCGGCCCCAAGGGAGAGGAAGGCCGCCCAGGGCCCGUCGGACCUCAGGGCGAAGCAGGCCCGGCGGGUCCCCCCGGCCCCCCCGGCGCCGUGGUGAACGGCGAGGGCGGCGAAGGCCUCCCGGGCCCCGCGGGUCUCCCAGGCCCCCCCGGCCGGCCCGGGCCAGAGGGGCGAGCCGGGCGUGAAGGGCAACAUGGGCGCCACGGGCCUCGACGGAGCGCCCGGCCCGCGAGGAGACAAGGGUACGUGACAGGGGGCCCCCUGGGCUUCCCCGGCAUGGACGGCGCGCGCGGCGAGCGGGGCCUUCCCGGCGCCGACGGAGGCGUUGGCCUCAAGGGCGAGCCGGGGCUCGGCGGCGCCCGCCUCGUGGGCAAGCCCGGUGUCGUCGGGCUCUCCCGGUGGGUGCGCGAGACGCCCUGUGUCCCAAGGGCCCAGUCGCCGAAGGCUUAUACCAACGAGAGGACCCACCCCCAGGGACCACCUCAUAGGGACCCCCAGGAUUAUAUACCCACUAGGCCCAAUUCCAAGGGCGAGCCCGGACAAGUCUCAUUAUAUGAUAGGCUAAGCGCGGCGAAGCCCGGGCCCAUGGGUCGGCGAUUGGACCUAGGGGUCCCUGCAGUUAUAGCCCACCUAGGGGCCACCUUAGGAGCUUGCCUCACUUGGCUAAGAUUAGGCCCGCCCGGUCUGCUAGGUCCCGCCGGCCCGCCCGGUCUGCCCGGCUUCCAGGGCAAGGUGGGCGCUCCCGGACCCCCAGGACCCCCAGGGCCCCCCGGCGAAUCCGCCCACCGUGCGCCAAUCAGGUCGAACCACGAAGCCGAACCACCCCAUAGGCCCCACGACACGGACCCCUCAGGCACGGACCACUCAUCUUCGCAGCCUGGCGUGCGCGGCGCCGACGGCGAACGAGGUCCGCAGGGCAAGAACGGAAACCCGGGUCUGCCUGGACCUGCAGGACCCUCAGGGCUUCCAGGUCCGCCAGGCCAGCGAGGAUCUCCCGGAAACCCCGGCAUGCCAGGAAGUCCCGGCCGCGAAUACAGUGAGGCUGAGUUGCGUUCGAUCUGCUCUUCCGUGCUGAGAGAGAACCUGGCUGAAAUAGCCAAGACCCUCCGAGGCCCGCCCGGCAGACCUGGCAGGGGAAAGCGCGGCCCAGCUGGUGAACCGGGAGAACAGGGUCCUCCAGGAAACCCCGGCUCCCCCGGCGAGUCAGGCGAGAGGGGCUACUCCGGCUUCCCCGGCGCCGCUGGCCCGCAGGGACCGGCCGGAGAGCCCGGCCCGCGCGGGUACAAGGGCGAGCGAGGCCUCAUGGGCGAAGGCAGAGACGGCAAGCCAGGGCCGCCAGGACUACCAGGACCGCCCGGGCCGCAGGGCGUCGGGCUUCCGGGCCGCAUGGGCGAGCGCGGGUCGCCCGGCCAACCCGGACCCCAGGGCGGCCGCGGCUCCCCCGGACCCCAGGGGCCGCCGGGCCACUGCGAGUACUGCAACCCGCAGUCGUACCAGCCUUUCCAGGGGAACACGAAGGGCCCGUGAGCGACUCGCGCCCACGAGGCGGCGCCCACGACCCGGCUCGUCUCCUUCCGCUUUGUUGCUAGAGUUAGUUGACCCUCAGUCGUCCCUUCCUCUUGACGCAUAGUCCUUCUUCAAAUGACAGCUUUACUUAUGUUGCCACACAAAAAUGUAUGCUACUGUAAUUUGGAAAAAAACAAUAAAAUUUUCUUAGGUCUUGAAACAUCUCUCAAACUUAUGCUAAGUUAAGAUUUUGGAUUUUUUUUUUUGUCCCUGUAUAAGUUAUCUGUUAAGUGUACUCUUUCUUGAUGACAAUAUCAGCAAGUCUUGAUAAAAAAAAAACAGUUCCACAAAACAAGUCAGUUUCAGAAUACUUACUUCAUUCUAGAGUGAAAUAAGAGUAAACCAAGAAAACAUAUCACACUAAUCAAGUUUAUCAAGACAUUUUCGUCACCUUGAUAUCGGGAUGUUAAAUAUCCCAGCUAUCGUCACUGCCAUUCCCUAUGUUCUUAUAUUCUUAGGGUGAUAAGCAAAACAGAUGAGUGUGGGACUGCGCAACCUCCAGGUCUGAGAGUACGGUAAGCACCACGACCCCAAAAUAUGAACCAAAACGAAAAUAAGAGGUAUAAAAUACAAGAUAAAAACUGACAUACAAACCCCAAUAAAAGGAAAUCAUGAUAUCGAACUAUUCUGAUUGGUGGCUCUGAGCGCAAAAUAAUUUUUAAAAAAAGCAACAAAACAAAAGCCAAACGCAAAGCAACUAUUCAAAGACAAAGCCAGCAGGAGAAAGGAUGCUGUGCAAAGAUCAGUAACAAAGGAACUAACGAAGUAAGUCCCUCUUGUGUCGUCUCACGUGACCUGGACGACCACGCCCACAAAGUCAUCUGAAGGAACUCCACGCUGUGUUCAUAAUGGUGCUACUGCGGGUCCUCAUGCCUCGUACCAUGAAACUGCCAUCGUGUAUAUUCUGUGUUACUAACAUUUCCCCUGUAUAUAAAAAUUUUUGUAUCUAAAUUAAUAAAGAGUUGGCCAACAUAU